Molecule: messenger RNA, 2559 nt
Organism: Gossypium arboreum
Lineage: Eukaryota; Viridiplantae; Streptophyta; Magnoliopsida; Malvales; Malvaceae
Product: transcription factor MYB33-like
Exons: 5
Coding region: 670-2337 (555 amino acids)
Source: RefSeq, a predicted model, not a curated record
AUUACACUUUACAGUUCCAGACAUAUGUAAUGAUGUGAUCACUUUUUAAACUCUGUCGAGAUAAUUAAAUAAACAUAUUUUGAUAAAUAAUAUAUAAAUAAAUUCUAUAAUACCAAAGUAAAAAAGCAAAAAAAAAAAAGAAUAUGUGCAAAAAGAAGAAAAAGUAAAUAUUACCAUCUAAAUAUAAAUUUGAAAGAAUAUAAAUUGAAAGUCGAUUCGAUUGGCAUCGACAUACCUCGUAUUUUCUUGAAAGUUUAGAAAAAUAAGUACUUGUAUAUCCAAAUUCCAAGCACACAGUAAACUUUAGCUUCCAAACUUGUUUCGUUUCACAGUUCUUCCCCUUUCUUUUGUAUUUUCUUUUCCAUUUCUAUUUUCUCUCUCCAAACACAGGACAAUACGUCAAAAUUGUUUUGAAGUAAAGGAAAGCUUUCCUUUUAGUCAUCGCUACUCUGUUAGAUCUCGAUCUUGUACUCUUUCCAUUCUCGGUCGUUUUUCUUCUAGCUCUAACAUUACGGUUUUCCAUUUUUACUUUUCUCUCACCUCUUACUUCAACCGAGAAUCAUAAUUGAGCUGAUUCAGAAGUUCUAUUUUUGGCAAGUUCCUUCUGACGGAGCCAGGUCUUGGACGGUUCUCACAUGUUUCUAAGAAUUUGUGUGUGAUUACAAAGGGAUGAGUCACACAAAAAAUGAGAGGGAAGAUGGAAUGCUCUCAAAGAAUCGGAAAGAAUUGCCGUUGAUUGAUGAUGGAAACUAUGGAGAUGCAGAUGGGGGAGCUCUUCUGAAGAAAGGACCAUGGACGUCUGCUGAAGAUGCAAUUUUGAUUGACUAUGUGAAGAAGCAUGGAGAAGGCAACUGGAAUGCUGUUCAGAAGCACUCUGGAUUGUUUCGUUGUGGAAAAAGUUGCCGCUUACGUUGGGCAAAUCACUUGAGGCCAAACUUGAAGAAAGGGGCAUUUACACGAGAAGAAGAGCAUCUGAUUAUUGAACUCCAUGCAAAGAUGGGAAAUAAAUGGGCUCGGAUGGCUGCAAACUUGCCUGGUCGCACAGAUAAUGAGAUAAAGAAUUAUUGGAAUACCCGGAUUAAGAGACGUCAACGUGCUGGAUUACCUCUGUAUCCUCCUGAAGUGUGCGUGCAAGCACUGAAGGAGAGCCAUCGUACCAGUGCAAUUAGUGGAGGGGAUAAAGGAACUCAUGACAUCUUGCAGAACAACACCUAUGAGAUACCUGAUGUCAUAUUUGACAGUUUAAAGGCCAAUCAGAAUGUCCUGCCUUAUGUCCCUGAACUUCCUGAUAUAUCUGCUAGCUGCAUGAUGAUGAAAGUUCUAGGUUCUUCCCAGUAUAGUAGUUUCAUACCACCAGCAAUUCAUCGCCAGAAGCGUCUUCGAGAAUCAGCUGCCUUUUCCCCUGGUUACACUGCUGCUGUUAAAAAUGACUGCCCCUUGUUUGAGCAGUUUGAAGACAAUAUGUUCGACAAGGCUGCUCAACCCUUUGGGCAGUCUUUUCCAUUUGAACCAGAUCCUUUAACUAAAAAAUCCCAGUCAUUUAGUGCAUUCCAAGGUAGCCAUGCCCUUUCCCAUGGCAAUUUCUCUGCUUCAGAGCCCACUUUGGAGGCUGUGAAGUUGGAGCUCCCUUCACUCCAAUAUCCUGAAACUGAAUUAGAAAACUGGGGCACGUUAUCUUGCUCCUCAUCUUUACUUGAGUCUAUUGAUGCUUUUAUCCAGUCACCACAAACAACCAGCGGAGUGGUCUUGGAUAGUCUUUCACCCCGUAAUAGUGGCCUGCUGGAUGCUUUACUCCAUGAGGCAAAAACUCUAAGCUCUGCAAAGAACCAUGCAUCUGACAAGUCUUCAAAUUCAUCAACUCCCUGUGAUAUAGCAGAAAGGUCCAAUUUCAACACUUGCGAGACAGAAUGGGAAAAUUAUGGUGAGACUCUUUCUCCUAUGUGUCAUUCAGCAACUUCUUUCUUCAGUGAAAGUAUCAGUGCAAGUGGCAGUUCAUUGGAUGAACAACCACCUGCUGAAACCUUUACUGAGCCUCAUACAAAAUCAGAAUCAUCGGAUCAUGUUUUGGCCCCAGAGGUGGAAAAAGAGGCUCCUAUUUGGUCAGACGGUAGAUGCCCUGAUACUUUGUUUGCUUCAAAUUGGCUCGAGCAGGGUUCUGGUUAUGAUAAGGACCAGACAAUCAUGAUUGAUGCCAUAGCAACCCUUCUCGGUGAUGAUCUGAGUAGUGAGUACAGGAGCAUGUUAGCCGGAACAUCAGUUUCAAGUCAAGCGUGGGAACCCAGCUGGUGUGCAUGGAAUAACAUGCCUGCUGUGUGUCAGAUGACUGAACUUCCUUGAGAUCUGGGACCUCAAUUUUAUGAACUUCUCUGAACCUUUUUGUAUCAUUCAUUCCAUGAUUUGUGUUUGAUGCGAAUAGAACCUGAUAUACUGAAGGUCAUUUCAGGUGAGACUAUGAGACGAGUGUUUGGUUUGUUUUUCUUAACUGUUGGACGCAUGUAUGCAGAUAUAGAACUAAAAGGUAAAAUAAAUGCGUUCUAGGCUGUUAUAAUAUUAGAAUAA